Molecule: messenger RNA, 3408 nt
Organism: Oncorhynchus gorbuscha (pink salmon)
Lineage: Eukaryota; Metazoa; Chordata; Actinopteri; Salmoniformes; Salmonidae
Product: zinc finger protein 804A-like
Exons: 6
Coding region: 1276-3408 (710 amino acids)
Cellular component (GO): nucleus
Source: RefSeq, a predicted model, not a curated record
CAGGGAGAGAAACAGAGAGCCCUUUCCUCGACCAGUGGCUCUCUUUCAUUGGCUCGGUGCACUGGACCGGCAAACAGGAAACACUACAACACCAUGCCUGUUUCUGUCGCUACAUCAAGUCUCUACCACUACCGCUGCUACUACCUCGCAUCAUCUUCACUAGAACCAGCCAGCACUCAGACAGAGGAUCAGAGAGAGAGAGAGCGGGGAGCCCCCUGAAAGACAGACUCGGCGGAGUAAAGAACCAAGAGGCUGUGGCUGAGGCUGGACCAGGGUUACGACGCUACAGACUGAAGCCAAGCAGCUGCUGUGUUUCUGUUCCUGCUCCCAGCUGCUGGAGCUCCAUGCGAGAGGAGAAAAAGUGGAACGGCGGAAAGAGAGAACUGCUGUUCAGAGUCUGGAAGACGGAAGCCCACGUAGCAACACCGCUCUGAAGUGGCUCAACAGAGACAUACUGACUGACUCUCAAAGUGGCUCAAGAGAGACAUACUGACUGACUCUCAAAGUGGCUCAAGAGAGACAUACUGACUGACUCUGAAGUGGCUCAAGAGAGACAUACCGACUGACUCUCAAGUGGCUCAAGAGAGACAUACUGACUGACUCUCAAAGUGGCCCAAGAGAGACAUACCGACUGACUCUGAAGUGGCUCAAGAGAGACAUACUGACUGACUCUCAAGUGGCUCAAGAGAGACAUACCGACUGACUCUCAAAGUGGCUCAAGAGAGACAUACCGACUGACUCUCAAGUGGCUCAAGAGAGACAUACCGACUGACUCUCAAAUGGCUCAAGAGAGACAUACCGUCUGACUCUCAAAGUGGAUGCUCAAGACCACGUUGUGACGCUCCAAGACUCACUGACACGAGGGUUGGCUUCUCCCAACACACCUGACUGAAGGACUGACCCUCGGGUUGUGACCAGAGCAGUGGCUCAUGCUGACGCCACACACCGGGACUUUAAGGGAGUUAGUUCUUCUCGACCUGUAGAACCCGUAGAACCCGUAGAACCUGUAGAACCCGUAGAACCUGUAGAACCUGUAGAACCCGUAGAACCUGUAGAACCUGUAGAACCUGUAGAAUUCUCUUUGACGUCUGACUGUCAGCGUAUGGAACACUGAAUGCCCCCCCCCCCUCCCCAUUAAAAGGACUUCGGUUCAGGUUCUGUAGCUCUACGGCCAGACUCUUGUAGAUGUAAGACUUCAUUGUUUUUGCUUCUCUUGAUUCUGACUGUUUGUCUGUGCGCUCAGUGGAAGAACCCCCCCUUCCAGCUCUGUGCCUCAUGGCUUGCUACUACAUAGUCAUCAGUUCUACUCACCUCAGCAACGGCCACUUCAGGAACAUCAAGGGAGUUUUCCGCGGACCCCUCAGCAAGAAUGGCAACAAGAACUUGGACUAUGCGGAGAAGGAGAGGACGGCGACCAUGGCCAAGGCCUUGGAGGACCUGAAGGCCAACUUCUACUGUGAUCUGUGUGACAAGCAGUACUACAAGCAUCAGGAGUUUGACAACCACAUUAACUCUUAUGACCAUGCUCACAAACAGAGGCUGAAGGAGCUGAAGCAGAGAGAGUUUGCCCGGAACGUGGCCUCUAAGACCAGGAAGGAUGCGCGGAAACAGGAGAGAGCACUCCGGAGGAUACAUGAGCUGGCCGAACAACGCAGAGAGGUCCAUUGCGCUCCAGGCAGUGGCCCCAAGUUCAAGUCCACUACGGUGGCAGUGGAGGGCAGUUUCAGAGACAGCUGUCCCGAUGGACCUUCAGAGGAGUCCAACAACUCCACAGUUUUGGAGACAGAAACCCACAACCACACCAGCACUGGCACUGGCCUGGCCACCAACAGCAAGACCCAGAAAACACUAUACUGGCCUUACACGGGAAAGGCCAAGAAACAGACUUACAACAGGCACAAAAUAGCAUUCUCAUUCUCCUUCCCAAAGAAAGCAUCCAUGAAGCUGAAAUCUUCGGCCGCCGUGUUCUGUGACAACACAGAGGAGGGUUCCAAAGAAUGCGUGAGAAGACAGAAGCUCAGAAUGCCCCUUGUUGAGUUGAACAUUCUGGACUCUCCUACUGCAGAGGAAAAGGGACUGGGUCAUGGGACUGUGGAGGCUAUUGACACUCAGCCUGGUGAUCGCAGCCCAAACAGCGUUAGUUUUAGUGAGUGGAGCCAGAGGUCAUCAGAUGCACUAGCCAGGUCUGACAUCCCGGUGCCGCCACAGUGCUCACAUUUGUGUUCUGUGCUAGUUAACUCUGAAGAUAUGGCCAGACCUUAUGUGUCCUCCGUCUCCCAAUUACCUGCAUUCCCAGGCAACCCAGACACGGUACUAGAUAGACCGAACUCUGAGGAAACACAGAGAAACAGGCCAACAGGGGCCGAGCCGGAAACAAGCAAACUCCAACAAGAUCAUAAAAAAGAGGAGAGUGUCUGUGGGGAAGAGGACUCCUCCAUUAGCAGUUUCUCUUCUGAGGUCGUCUCCGGUUCUGAUGGUCCCCCUGAGAACGACUCCUCCUCUCAAUCCUCUCAGUGUCCUGGGACUGCGAGAGAGGAACAGAAAGGAGAAGACAUUACGAUGGUGGUGAAGACGCUGUCUUUCACCAAGCCCAGCCAGCCCUUCUUCUCUGUGCUCAGCAGAGAUGGAAACACUGUUCUCCAGUGGCCUACAGAGAUGUUGACCUUCACCAGGACAGAGCCCUGUCUCUCCUACAGCUGCAACCCCCUCCAUUUUGACUUUAGGGCCUCACAGCAAUGGCAGAGCAGGGCGAAGGUUAGUGUUGGUGACAGUCGGAGUAAGUUAUCUGUGGCUUUGUGUAUCAGCUCAACCUCUGUCUGCGCUGAGGAACCAACAGAUGUUGACAACAAGCACAACAACAAGGCCUGCUCUGGCCCAAACCAUCAGAGCCCUAUCAGAGACGGCAGGGAGGCAGUGAAGAGGAAGGAUUGUCUCAUAUGUGAGCACCACACGAGUGACACAGACACAGAAAGUUGCAGCUUGCGACUUAGGAGACACAGCAGUGGAGGAUAUAGUAGGCACUCAAAAGGUAGGACUCAAUCUGAGAAAAGAGCAGCAGGUGGCGCGAAAUGGAAAUCCAGAGACAGGCGCCAUUAUAGGAGCCACAAGAAGAAGGGGAGGAGGAGGAGGAGGAGGGGGAUGAGAGGAGGGGUUGAGGAAGAAGAGGAGCACCACAGAGAGAGGGAGACGGAUGGAGGGUUGGAGAGCAAUACAGAGAAAUGCAACAAAUUUCAGAGACGGUCUGAGUGUUGGGAAGGACUUGAUAGCCAAUCUAGAGUCCCCACUUCACAGCAAGUGCAGCCAUUAGAGAAGUCAAAGCAAUCGGCUGAGGACAGCGGCUGCGCUGCUCCCUUUGCCGCGGAGGACAGGGAGACGGAGAGAGAGAGGGAGAGGGAGAGGAGCGUGUGA